Tetrapisispora phaffii CBS 4417 is the source of this 3789-nucleotide messenger RNA. RefSeq lists its product as uncharacterized. Lineage: Eukaryota; Fungi; Ascomycota; Saccharomycetes; Saccharomycetales; Saccharomycetaceae. The transcript has a single exon. Gene Ontology annotation, cellular component: plasma membrane; endoplasmic reticulum. The record is from RefSeq and is a predicted model, not a curated record. Bases 1 to 3789 code for a protein of 1262 amino acids.
AUGCAAAAUACGUUGCAUCCUGAUAGAAAGGUGUCUCAGCCAGAUGCCGGCGAGGUGCACGAUCAAGAAACGCAUUCUAAAGAUGAGAUAAAACUGAAACUGAUAUCCGUGGAAUUGAAAGAGGCAUCCAUCGAUUCUCCUGCUUUUAGGGCCUCUGUGAACUAUUUUCACACGAGAAUUGAGCUGUUUGAAACCCAGUUGCAGAUGCAAUUGGAUUACACCGACUCUCAAUACAAGAAUUCUGUGAAGAGUUUCAGAUCAAUGUACGAAAUACUGUUGACGGGAUUUCUACCGCCAUCCAACUUAAUCGAGUCGACACUGACUGACAACCAGGCGUAUCUUCCCAAUUUGAUUGAUAAUUUCAGUACAGAUUACUAUUUUUUUGGUAUUGAAAUAUUUAAGUUAGUUGCUGGUGAUUUGAAUACGUAUACUUCCUUGAUCAUCAAUCUAAUAAAAACAAUAAUCGAACCUUAUAAACAGAAGAGAACGAAUUUCACUUAUUAUCAGUCCAAGUACGACAACAUGAUUGCUACCUUCCAAAGCAUCAACGUCCUGCAUAAUAAUCUGGAACCAGAAUCGAUAAUGGAAGAUUCGAUACAUAUAUAUGAUAUCAGAAAGAGUUAUCUCGAGGCUUCUCUAGAUUUAAUGGCAGAAAUAUUUACUAUGAGGGUGAAGUUUGACAAACAUCUCAUCGAUUUGGUGUCUGUCAUUAGGAAAUCAACACGGUUUAACAUUCUAGAUACAAAAAUAAAGGUCAACUUAUUGAAUAUUCAUAAGACUUUCUUUUUUGACAACGCAUCUGAGGAUUUCGAUGCUGUUGAUAAUUUCAUAGAUAUCAACGAAUUUCAAGCAUGGAUAAAGAAAGUUAUGGAUGUGAUCUCCACAGCAUCAGAUGAUUUAAUGGUAGUCAAAAACCAAUUAUAUGAACAUACUUUGCAAAGAAUUGCUCCUUCAAAAGACAUGCGUAAUUAUGUUAUUAAAGAUGUCAGCAUGGGAAUAUUAGAUAUAGUAAGGUCCAACAAUGCGAUGGUCACAGAUAUGAAAGAAUCUCCAAAUAUUUCCGGUUGGUUAUACAUGAAAACUUAUGUCGGUGAACAAAAUAGGUUGGUUUGGGUUAGACGUUGGUGUUUUAUUCAGAACUCUGUUUUUGGGAUCUUUGCCCUUUCUACAUCAAAGGUAUAUGUGGAAGAGACAGAUAAAUUUGGUGUUCUAAACAUAGAUUUGCGAUAUGAACCACUGUCUCAGAGAAAAUUCUGUUUCCACUUAUACAUUUCAAAAGAGAAAAAAGUCCAAAAAAAGAAUCUACACUCGAUUGCAAAAGAAACUGCAACUACUGUGGAACCAGAUAUUAUUGUUACAUUGCAAGCUGAAAGUUAUAAAGAAUUAAAAAAUUGGUUUCUUGUGUUUAAGCAAGCGAAGGCAUACGCUUCUAAUCUAUCUGUUGAUAAUGCUGAAUAUACAACAGCCCGAGGAAGAUAUCCCCCAAGAUAUCUCGAAUUUGCAUCGAAAUCUAUAACAUCAAAAGAUAAAGAGUUAACGACUGUCAACUCUGAUACCAUUUCUAUUAAAAAAACACUUAAUUGCGAAUAUUCUGAAUUUGACUUUUUAACCAUAUUUAAUAAAGACAGCAAUACUCAAGAACCCGCAUUCCAUUUUAUGGUAACAAGUCCUCCUAUAACAACAAGAUUCACUCAAUUAGCAUUGCUAACUAGGAUGAUACAGGCACCUCCAAAUUAUCCAGACGCCGUUUUAAUUAAUAUUUGGGGAACCACGGAUUGGCAUGAACAUUCUGUGACCAGAGGAGCUUCCACUACAAAUAAUAUCAUAAAGAAAAAUAACUCUUACUCAUAUAAUUCCAAUAAUUCAGAGGUUAAAUAUCCUAAAAAUUAUUCAGAGAGAGAUAUGAUUAUUACUAGUCAGUUCAAAAGCAUUUUUUAUUCUUUCAAUGAUCAAUAUUCAUUUGAUGAAGAUGAAUUUGUUUUAUUUAAUUACAGAGGAUAUUGGUGUCCGAAUAAACAUCAAGGAUUCACUUUAACUUGUUUCAUUACAAAUAAGUAUUUCUAUCAUUAUAUGGACACUCUAGGUUUUAUUAGUUUGAUGAGAAAAGAGAUUAAAGAUGUUAUAUCAGUCGAACAAGAUAAAAUUACCCCCAAUCUCCUUCACUUUUAUUAUUUGAAUGAAACCUCCGUCAGUCAGUAUAUUUAUUUUGAGAAGGCAUGUACAGUCCAAGCGAUAUAUAACUUCCUCUUAGAAAAUAAUGUGAGUCAAACCCCAAAGAAUAUUAAUGAAGUGCUUCAAACACUAAAGGAUAUACAAAAUAAUAUGAAUAAAACCCCUAGAAACAUUUCCAAGGUUCCAAAAUAUAGUAAUUUAGACUGUUCGUACUAUGCACAAGUGCCAAAAUCAUUUGACCCCAAUGGAAAGUUGAACAUUUUUAAAAAACAGUACCAUGUUCACUAUCGGUCAUCUUUUGAUAUAUCUCCAAAGGGUUUAUUGCACUGUUUGCUAGGUGACCAUUCGGAUAUUUUUAAGAAGUGCAGUUUAUUUACUGGGAAUGGAAGCAACUACAGCGGUAAGCAUUUUUGGAGAGAGCACUGGAAGAGUGCAGACUCUGUAGAACUAGUAAAGGAAUCAAAAGCACCCGUUGAGGAUAGUGACGAUAAAAUGAGCGGAACUAAGAAGGUCACUAGAUAUUAUAAUAUAAAUACUGUUGAUACCACGCUGAGAUUAACAAUGUUGAUUGAUGAUAAAUAUUAUGAAAUACAACAGGAUCCCAUCAUAUUAAAAUUUUCAUUUUGUAGAUAUUGUAAGAUACAAUUGAAAUACACAAUAUCAUCGAAAACUGCCGAAGAUCAGCAACCAAAAACUUUAUUAGUAGUCUUCCAUGACAUCAGCUUUCUUGAUCCGAAAACUAAUGAACCUGUCACUGAUCUAAGUCUCCAAGAGAAAAUAAUUAGAGAAUUACUAUAUUGUACCAAUGAGCAAUUAUUUCUGCAUGUUAAAAAACUUCUGAAGUAUUAUUUGGAUAAACUUGGUAACCAUGAUAGAACGACGAGAGCUAUAAAUUAUUUUGGGAUGAUUGCAGUUAUAAAGUCAAAAAAAGAUAAUGUCCAUUUAGAAAAGAGCACUGAGGAUCAUGAACAUAACAUUGUUGACAUAAAUAUAAGCGUUGUUCUAGCUCUUGCAUUCAAAGUUUACGUUGUUCGUUUUUGUAAGAUAUUCAAAACAUAUUUGAGAAUCGGAUGUAUACUUUUGGCAAAGCAGUUAUUAAGUCUAAUGUCGGUUAAUGUUUUGAUUUAUAUUACACUACUCUUCUCAUCAUUAACAAGCAUCUUUUAUAUUGGUAGGGGUAUUAAAGUGCAUGUUUCAAUGAAAAAAUCUCAUAACAUACUACAUAACUUUAUCUCAUCAUCAGAUUCAUGGAAAAUGCAAAGAGAAUUAAACAUUACUACUGUAAAAGAGUUAAUACAUAAUAUUACAGUGGAGGAUCCUGAUCUUGCAUUUGGGACGUUUAACAAAAUUGAUAAAGCUAAUUCUCGAACUUAUGCAGAAACCAAAAAAGAGUUAAAUAUCAAACGAAAUGAAUUACUUUUUGACCUUAAUAUGCUAGAAUCACUCGAACAAAAUCUUAUCCAAGGCAAUUACAGGAAAUUUUUAAUUCAAGAAGUUAAUAACUGUAACAAAGUUAAGGAUGAACUACCUAGCCACUGGAAUAAUGACACAAUGUUACAAGACUAUUGUGCAUCAUGUUCAGUAACUUUAGACAAAAUUUGUUCCUUACUAUUGUAA